Molecule: messenger RNA, 306 nt
Organism: Caenorhabditis briggsae
Lineage: Eukaryota; Metazoa; Nematoda; Chromadorea; Rhabditida; Rhabditidae
Exons: 3
Coding region: 1-306 (101 amino acids)
Cellular component (GO): endoplasmic reticulum
Source: RefSeq, a predicted model, not a curated record
AUGAGCGAUCCGUGCGAGUGCUUCUUCGAUCAUGAGUCAGCUAUGCAAAGACUUCUAGCUAUGCUGAGAAACUCUCAAGCCGACUGCACGGAUACCGGAUGUGACAACGAUGGAUUGAGUGGUGGAGGAGGAAAUACAAUGUUCAUGUGGACUCUUUUGUGGACUUUUAUGGCGAUGGCACUUUAUGUAAUGAGACCAAAUUCAAUGAGAUCGGGAACACGGCCAGAGGAUGCUGUUGAAAAACCAACUGGAAGUGCUGGAAACAAUGACAACAACCCACCGCCACCACCUCCAUCCGUCAUGUAA